Messenger RNA from Penicillium taxi, 2181 nucleotides. RefSeq names its product putative AAA family ATPase/60S ribosome export protein Rix7. The coding region runs from base 1 to 2181 and encodes 726 amino acids. Gene Ontology annotation, cellular component: nucleus. Lineage: Eukaryota; Fungi; Ascomycota; Eurotiomycetes; Eurotiales; Aspergillaceae. The record is from RefSeq and is a predicted model, not a curated record. Gene Ontology annotation, molecular function: ATP hydrolysis activity; ATP binding; RNA binding. Gene Ontology annotation, biological process: ribosome biogenesis. The transcript has 3 exons.
AUGGCUCCCAGGAAUCGCGGGGGUAGACCGACCCUCAGCCAGGGCCUGGACCGUGAGGUGUAUCAAGUCGUGCGCAAAAUUAUUGACGACCAACCCGAAACCGGUCGUAUUCGUCUUUCAGUCCCAGCUAUUUACGAUCAAUUAAAAAAGUCAAACUCAAGUUUAAACCGGAAACCAAAGAAGUUACUAGAAGACAGCCUGGAACGAGUUUUAGAAGUGGUGAAGAGCGAUCUCGGUGAAGACGAGGAGGACUCGGUGGACGGCGACUUUGAAGGCCUGGAAGAGCCUCCCGCUACGGAGCCAAAUGGUGUGAAUCAAAGCAUUGUUGGCAUGUGGUCUACAACAAAAGCAACCCCAUCUCGAAAGACCGAUUCGAGCGGCACACCUGCACCCCCCAAAAGACGACGAGAUGGUGGUGAAUCUGCGUCCAAGCGGCGCAAGGGCGAGCCGAUUGAUCGAUCCCCACCUACACAUGUCAGUCUUGCGGACUUGGGUGGACUAGACACUGUGGUCCAAGAACUCGGCGACCUUCUCAUCCUGCCAAUGACCCGACCCCAGGUAUACCUUUCGUCGAAUGUGCAGCCGCCUCGUGGUGUGUUGCUACAUGGACCACCAGGCUGUGGUAAAACCAUGAUCGCUAAUGCGUUCGCAGCGGAGUUGGGUGUACCGUUCAUUUCCAUCUCUGCACCCUCCAUUGUAUCUGGCAUGUCCGGAGAAUCGGAGAAGGCUCUGCGAGAGCACUUUGAAGAAGCGAAGCGCCUUGCUCCCUGUUUGAUUUUCAUCGAUGAAAUCGAUGCCAUUACACCAAAGCGAGAGAGUGCUCAGCGAGAAAUGGAGAAGAGAAUUGUCGCUCAGCUUCUCACCUGUAUGGAUGAAAUCGCUCUGGACAAGACAGACGGCAAGCCCGUCAUUGUCCUCGCGGCUACCAAUCGCCCCGACAGCUUAGAUGCUGCUUUGCGUCGUGGUGGUCGUUUCGACAAGGAAAUCAAUAUGACCGUGCCCUCAGAGCCAGUCAGAGAGCAAAUCCUGCGGGCUCUCACUCGCAAGAUGCGUUUGGUAGAUGACCUUGACUUCAAGACUUUGGCCAAGAGAACCCCCGGUUUCGUUGGAGCUGAUCUUAACGAUCUGGUCUCAACCGCAGGAUCAGCCGCUAUUAAGCGAUACAUGGAUAUUCUCAAGUCUAACAGCGGCGAGGAAAUGGAGACUGAAGAGACGGACGAGCUUAGCCCUAAGGUCCGUGAGUUGCGCCGCCUCAUCGUACACGCAAAGGAAACUCCCAUUGGUGAAGAAAUAGAAACAGUACUCGUCUCCAAUGCAGAUUUCUUCACUGCACUCCCCAAGAUUCAACCCUCCUCGAAGCGUGAAGGCUUCGCGACCAUCCCUGACACCACUUGGGCUGAUAUCGGUGCAUUGGGUGGGAUCCGCGACGAACUGGUGACUGCUAUCGUCGAGCCAAUCAAGAACCCAGAUAUCUAUGAGAAGGUAGGUAUCACCGCUCCCACUGGUGUUCUCCUGUGGGGCCCACCAGGUUGUGGUAAAACACUACUGGCCAAGGCCGUGGCCAACGAGUCGCGAGCCAAUUUCAUCAGCGUCAAGGGUCCUGAGCUUCUAAACAAGUUCGUUGGUGAAUCUGAGCGCGCUGUCCGCCAGGUCUUUGUUCGCGCUCGCUCUUCCAUCCCCUGUGUCAUCUUCUUCGAUGAGCUAGACGCCCUAGUACCCCGUCGUGACGAUGCCCUUUCUGAAGCCUCGGCCCGAGUCGUGAACACUCUUCUCACCGAGCUAGAUGGCCUUGGCAGCAAUCGCCAGGGUAUAUAUGUUAUUGCCGCGACCAACCGUCCCGAUAUCAUCGAUCCCGCCAUGCUUCGUCCCGGCCGUCUCGAAACACUGUUGUUCGUCAACUUGCCCUCCCCGCUUGAGCGUGCAGACAUUCUGCAAACUCUUGUUCGGAACUUGGCUAUUGAAUUCACCGAUGAUCUGCGGAGACUUGCUGAGGAAUGUGAGGGCUUCAGUGGUGCGGACUUGGGCAGCUUGCUACGCCGCGCUGGUUACUCAGCUAUCAAACGUCGUGAUACUAUUAAGCUUGAGGACUUUGUGGCUGCCAAGACAUUUAUCCGACCUAGUGUUACUGAUCUGAAGAAAUAUGAGAAACUGAGGAGGAAUUGGAGUGGUGGUGGUAUCUAG